AAAAAUGAAACUCCGUCUUCUUUCAGAUUUGAAAUUUAAUAUUUUAAAUAGAAUAUCAUAACAAUUUACUUAAUUAAUAAAAGCAUUCUUGCUUUCAAAUGGUGUUUGUGAAGAAACAAUUCUAGCUUUAGUGAUGCUAUAUUGAUAUUACCUAAUAUAAUUGGUGCUUACAUUUUUUAAAUUGUUUUUAAUUUACUAAUUAGUUACUUAGUAGUAACUUUAAACAAAUUUUAAAAAACUUAUUAUGUGUUUUGAAUAAUUUGUAGAUUAAUUGCAUAAAAAUAUGAAUGACUCACCAGAUACUUUGCAGAACAUCUGUGUAGAUUUUAUAUCUCAAAAUUUAAAUUCUGUCUUUGCUACAAUCGAGGAUGUGAAUGGUAACACUUUGAAGCAUGUUUUCCGGGACACUUCAAUUUACAUGCCAGCUAGUGUAUCCGAAUUGCUGUUUAGUGCUCUUAAUGAAAUUACUUUGACAGAUCAGUUACUGACUUUAUUUGAUUCUUCAGUCACACGAUUAAGAGAUGUUUAUAUAAAAGAUGCUUCGCAAUUAUCAACCAAAGGGCUGAGGAUUUUACGGUCUCACAAAAUUAGUGAACUUGUAGUUAUAAAAUUGAGUAAUGUUACUGUGAAUGAUCUUAUUGGAUGUCUUGGAGAAUGGACUCUACAAAAUUUACGUGUUCUAAAUGUAUCUCGAAGUACAUUUGGUAACAGUGAAAAAGUUCGUGUUGUUAUAGCAUUAUCAAAGCUAAAAAAUCUUAAAUGUUUGGAUGUGAGUUUUACAGAAUUUAAUAGCCAAGGUUUAAAGAUUAUUGCUGCAGAUCUUCCUUGUUUAGAAAGUCUGAAUAUUUCAGGUACUGUAGUUUCAGAUAUAUCUCCUUUAAAGCUCUGUAAAGAUCGACUCAAAUCAUUGUCUAUGUAUAAUAUUAAAGUGUCAAGCCUGAGGGAUUCUUUACAUGUUGUAUCAGAACUUCGCAAUUUGCAACAUCUUGAUGUAUCGGAAAAUAAUGAUGAGCCACAUUUUACUACUGAAACAAAUGGUGAUAUAAAAUUUAGUGAUUUGAUAGAAGCUUUAGACUGCUUACCAUUCUUAGUGUCUCUUGAUUUAUCUGGAAGACAGCAUGUAGAUGUCAAGCUACUAAAGAAGUUUAUGAGCAGUCAUAAGCAGCUGCAAUUCCUUGGUUUAAUGGAAAAUCCAGCUUGUCAAGACGAUGCCUUUUGUCGGCCAACUGAUCCUAUGUUUAAUCCAAAGCUAGUGGUGACAGGUUUUGCAACAGAAAGCCAAGUAUUAGAAUCUCUUCGUAGAUAUACUCAGAGAAGGCUGUAUGUGGUAAAAUCCCUUUGUUAUUUGUAUGCUGAUAUACAGAAUUUGUCUGAUGUUCGUGUUGAUAUAAUAGAGCUAGUAUUAGAAGGAAUGAAGACAUUUCCAACUGCAUUGGGAAUUCAGAUGGCAGCUACUGCAUGUUUAUAUAAUUUAACUAAAGGCUCUUUAAGUAACAAAAUUCAUCCAAAUUGGUUAAGAAAAGUUGUGGAGUGCACUCUUGUAUCAAUGGAAAAUUUUCCUAAUCAGUUACAGCUGCAGAAAAAUGCAUUACUUACCUUGUGCAGCGAUAGAAUGUUGCAAGAUGUUUCUUUUAACAGAUACCAUUGUGCUGAGUUAGUUAUGAAUUCCUUGAUGAUCUUUGAUGAUCCUGCCAUGAACAGAAUGUCUGUUGCUAUUUGUUCUAUUCUGGCUGCAAGGAUUUCUACUGUUGAGACUUCCAAUUUGGGUGCAAAAACUGAUUAUAUGAAUCGACUACUGGAUAUUGUUAAAACAAAGAAAGAGCAAGGAGAUGUUGACAUUAUGAUGAAAUUUACACUUAGUGCUUUAUGGAAUUUGACUGAUGAAUCACCCAAAACUUGUGGAGUGUUUUUACAGUUGGGAGGACUGCAACUUUUUCUUAGUGUUCUCAAUAAAUUUGCUGGCGAGAGUGCUGUUGAAACCAAAGUCUUGGGCUUGAUGAAUAACAUAGCCGAAGUUAGUCAUUUAAGAGAGCAUCUGAUGAAAGAUAAUUUCAUUAGUGCUUUAAGAUCACUACUACGUUCCCGGCAUAUUGAUGUCAGCUAUUUUGCUGCUGGUAUUGUUGCUCAUUUAACUAGUGAAGGAGAAUCAUUUUGGUAUUUUAAAAAUCAGAAUAAUUGGAAUGAAAUGGUUACAGAAUUAGGAGCAGCUGUCAUGAGUUGGGAUGUUCCUGCUUCAGAAAUGGUUGCUUACAGGUCUUUCAAUCCUUUUUAUCCCCUUUUUCGAUGUUUCAAAGCCUAUCAAGUUCAGUUAUGGGCUGCUUGGGCAGUACAUCAUGUUUGCCUGAAGAAUCCUAAAAGAUAUUGCAAAAUGAUUGUAGAAGAAGGUGGUGUGGAGAUACUCAGAUCAUUAUUAAAAACUUCUGAACUACAUCCAUCAGUCGUUCGCUUGUGUAAUGAAAUACUGCAGUUUGUAAAGGAAGAGUUUCCAAAUGUGUGACUUUAAAGAUGUUCUGCUUUUAUCAAAGCGAGAUGCUUAUAGGUUUUAAAUACUGAAAGUUGUAUAUCUACACAAACAUGAAUAUGAUCCUGGGUGGUAUCAAACUUGUUUUGUGUUAUUAAUUUUAAAGAUGUUUUCUUCAGAAUUUUGCAUGAUAUUGAUCCAUCCAUGUUUACAUGUGACUGUUAAGGUUAUGUAAUUGAGAUUUUAGUCUUUUAUAUAAUCUUUCCAUUUAAAUGUUAAUUUAUGCCUUUUUUGAGUUUUGAUAAUUAACAAUUAAAAUAAUAGAUGUUUCUCUAUUAUGCUAGUCUAACUGGAGAAAAACAGAUGUGUGUUUAAAGAACAGAAAUUGUUUCAAUAAAUAGAAAUUUUAUGGUC
Molecule: messenger RNA, 2875 nt
Organism: Argiope bruennichi
Lineage: Eukaryota; Metazoa; Arthropoda; Arachnida; Araneae; Araneidae
Product: protein zyg-11 homolog B-like
Exons: 14
Coding region: 284-2497 (737 amino acids)
Cellular component (GO): Cul2-RING ubiquitin ligase complex
Source: RefSeq, a predicted model, not a curated record